Messenger RNA from Parnassius apollo (apollo), 240 nucleotides. NCBI's taxonomy places the organism in Eukaryota, Metazoa, Arthropoda, Insecta, Lepidoptera, Papilionidae. The record is from the annotation of a GenBank genome assembly.
AUGAGUAAAAAACAAUACUGUACGGACGAAGAGUUGCGAAGAAUGUUAGAAGAGAGUGAUUACGAACAAAAUAGCCAGUCAAAUUCGUCGGAUGAAGAAGAAAAUGAUACCGACGGCCGUAGUGAUGUGCCUGAUUUUGACGAUGAUGAUAGUGUAGCCGAUCCCGAUUUUAUUCCUCAUGAUUUGUCACCUGACCGAUCAAGUCUACGAGAUAUAAAUAUUCAGCAUUCGAUUGAAUAA